AGCCGUUCUGGCGCAGGCCGGCGUGGCCCCGCGGGGUCGGGCCGCGGAAACUGGCGGCACAGGGUCAGGGUCGCGAUGGCAGACCCGGAGGACGACAGGGAGUCGGUGGACGACGCGGAUGACGGCCUGGCUGUUCAGGACUUGUCGAAGCUGGACAUUGCCACGCUCACGCCCCUGUCGCCCGAGGUGAUCAGCAGGCAGGCGACAAUGAACGUCGGCACAAUCGGGCACGUGGCGCACGGGAAGUCUACCGUGGUGCGAGCUCUGAGCGGAUCCAACACAAUCCGUUUCAAGCAGGAGAAAGAGCGGAACAUCACGAUCAAGCUGGGCUACGCCAACGCGAAGAUCUACAAGAACGACCGCGAGGACCUAGAGCGCCCUGCAAACUACACCUCCUUUGGAAGCAAGACGCCCGAUGUCGUUCCAGAUGACGAAGGCGGCAAUUGGAGGCUUCAGAGGCACGUGUCUUUCGUUGAUUGCCCGGGACACGACAUUCUCAUGGCAACUAUGCUCAACGGUGCUGCUGUGAUGGAUGCCGCGCUGCUUUUAAUCGCGGGGAACGAGUCGUGCCCGCAGCCGCAGACAUCAGAGCAUUUGGCCGCAGUUGAGAUCAUGCGUUUGAAGCACAUCAUCAUUCUUCAGAACAAGGUGGAGCUGAUCAAAGAGCAGCAGGCGCAGGCUCAAUAUGAGGAGAUCAAGAAAUUCGUGGCGGGAACGGCCGCGGAUAGCUCCCCUAUCAUCCCGCUCAGCGCUGUCCUGAAAUAUAACAUCGAAGUUGUCUGCGAGUAUCUGUGCACGCAGGUUCCCAUUCCUCCCAGGGACUUCCUGUCCAGUCCGUACAUGAUCAUCAUCCGGUCCUUCGAUGUGAACAAGCCUGGAGAGGAGGUAGAAAAGCUGAAGGGCGGUGUGUGCGGUGGUUCCAUAAUCAAGGGUGUGCUGAAGGUCGGCGACGAGAUCGAGAUCAGGCCUGGAACCACAGGCAAGGACGCCAAUGGCAAUACUACGUGCAAGCCGAUCCGAUCUCGGAUUAUAUCCUUGGCAGCGGAGCAGAAUUCGCUGCAGUUCGCAGUUCCGGGAGGCCUCAUCGGCGUGGGGACCAAGAUAGACCCCACCGAGACGCGCGGCGACCGCAUGCUUGGUCACGUCAUGGGACACCCUGGCAAGCUGCCCGACAUCUACAUCGAGAUCGAAGUCAAGUACUACCUCCUCCGCCGCCUGCUCGGCGUUAAGACGGAAGGGGACUCCAAGGCGGGCAAGGUCUCCAAGCUGAAAAAGGGAGAGAUCCUCAUGGUGAACAUUGGCUCCCUGGCUGCGGGCGGCAGGAUCGUGAGCAUCGGUGAUGACGAUGUGGGCAAGAUCGUGCUGACGAACGCCGUGUGCACUCAGGAGGGCGACAAGGUCGCGCUGAGCCGCAGGAUCGAGAAGCACUGGCGGCUGAUCGGGUGGGGCUCCAUCGUGAAGGGCAAGACGCUCAAGCCCCUCGAGAGACUUGUCCCGGAGUGAGCCGCGAGCUGAGCGUAGGAGCGCACAGGGUGCGGGGGGGAGAGCCUUCUGGCGUGGAUGUGGAUACGUUCGCUGCUCGUGAGCGAGGCAGCGGGGGGUCGCCCUGUCGUCGGACGAGCGCCGCCGCCGGUGGACCGCCGGCCGGGCCGACAGCACUGGCGCGGCUGCACCACUGCCGCCGGCUGCCGGUCGCCAGCGUCCUCGCCCAAGAACCUCUAUAGGACUCCCAGAUGGGCUGCGCUGCCAGCAGGCCGAGCCGGGUUUUCGUGCAGCCGCAGGGCCUCGUCCGCCGUGGGCUGCUGCUCCUCCCUCGGCCACACGGUCGGAGGGGGGCACUCCUGGGCACCCUCCGGGGGGAGGGGUGUCCAGGGGCGGCCCAGCCGACCCGUGCUUAGCAAACUACCGCCCUCCGUGAUAUCCCCCUCGCCUCGCCCCAGGGCGUAUGCACGCAGCCGCGGGGGAGCUUGAAAGGCGAGGGUGACGUCACGGAGGGGGAUGGCUUGCUGGGGGUCGCUCGGGCCGCGCCC
Molecule: messenger RNA, 2030 nt
Organism: Prorocentrum cordatum
Lineage: Eukaryota; Dinophyceae; Prorocentrales; Prorocentraceae
Source: the annotation of a GenBank genome assembly